Messenger RNA from Cyprinus carpio (common carp), 7507 nucleotides. RefSeq names its product cytoplasmic dynein 2 heavy chain 1-like. Gene Ontology annotation, cellular component: dynein complex. Gene Ontology annotation, biological process: microtubule-based movement. Gene Ontology annotation, molecular function: ATP hydrolysis activity; dynein light intermediate chain binding; dynein intermediate chain binding. The record is from RefSeq and is a predicted model, not a curated record. Lineage: Eukaryota; Metazoa; Chordata; Actinopteri; Cypriniformes; Cyprinidae.
ACUAGAGAGUGUUUCAUGCUAGCAGUGUUGUGUGCAGGGCUGCGGGUGGAUUUUGAGAGCCGCUGUCACGGUGCUCCAGGAGAGAAAACCGGCCCUCUAGCGGGACGAAACCUUCCAGAGGUCAUCAACAAUAUUGUGUGGGUCAGACAGCUGCUGCUGAAGGUGGAGGACUCUCUGAAGAUGGCAGACGCGUUGCUCUCCGAUCUGAGUGGGUUUCGGCCGCUGCUCCGUUUCUGUGAUGAGCUGCAGGAGCAGAUGAGAUCGUACGAGCAGGAGCAGUUUGAAGACUGGAGCAGAGACCUGCUGUCAGGACUGUCUGAUCCCAAAUCUGGAAUCAGUUUGCAGGCCAGUAAAUCGCAGAUCAUGGAGUGGAUCACAUGGAUGUGUCAGGAGUGGGGCAUUUCAUACAACACCAUCGAUCAGCAGAUGUCACCUCUCAGCGGACCUGACUGCGUCCGGCGCUGCUCUGCGCCUUUGAACCCACGCAGAAUACCAGCGCCUCACUCUGGUGCAUCUAAGUCGGACAUAAACUCCGGAGCACGUGGGAGAAUCCUAAAGAGCUGGAGCAGCAUCAGUAAAAGCUGCAGAGGCCGCCGAGAGACUCUCUUCACGGAGAACCGCAAGAAACUCAGGAAGUGCGUGGCUGUGGGAGGCUCUGCUGAGGAAGGGGACGGCGACAGAAAGAGAAACAUCCGUUACCAGCGGUCCAGGACUGGGAGACGGAAUCUCAGAGCUCUCAAAGCCAGCGGGAAACAAAGGAAAAAAAGAGUACGACGCGGCUGCCCAGGAUCGCCCCAGACAGUCCUCGCUCCUUUCAGGCUCGAGGUCAGCCAUUCCAUUGAGGCCCUGCGGGCUUUCCCAUGGAGGCCUUGGACUAAACAAAGGGUGUGGCUGUUGAAUCAGUACGGACUGGGAAAGACCUGGAGGCUGCGAGUGCCUCCAGAAACCUCAAACACCAUCCAGAGAGAGUGGGUCUACUGGACGGCCAUGACUCUUGGGCGUGGGCGUUCCAUGCCACGGGGACAGGCCACGCUUUCAGAGAGAGGGACCAGGAUUUCAGUGUGGCGGGGUGGACGGGGAGGGAAGAGAGGGGCUGCUGGGACAGUGUGUGUGAGAGACGAUCCGCAGAAUCUAUCAAACGUGUCAUAUGGCGUGGGUGGCGAGAAAGACUACCAUCAUGUCUGGGCAGUACAGAGGGACGGACAGGGUCCACGUCUCUCAGAAGAAAAUGGGGCUGGAAAUCAAAGAACUCCUAAAGAGCCAUCCUGUGACCAGUUACAAGCUGCUGCCAGAAAUCCCUCAAAGGGAAUUCCUGAAAGCCAUGAAGUCACUGGAGACAAAAAGGCCGUUGCAGCUCCAAGCAGGGUACCGUACACCAGCAUCUCCGGCGGGCGUGGAGAAUCAACAGUUCUGCAGUUGAAACUGAAGGCUCUGAUUCUGGACGUGAUUCACAAUAUCUCAGUGGUUCAGAGUCUGAGAGAAGCUCAGAUUCACAGCACCGAGGACUGGAUCUGGAAGAAGCAGCUGCGAUUCUACCUGACCGCAGACCAGCGCUGCUCCAUUUCAGAUGGUGGACGCGGAGUUCCUACACACAUACGAGUAUCAGGUGAUCAGCUCAUAGAGCUGUUGACGCCGCAGCAGCACUACGACUGGGGUUUGCGUGCUCUAAAGACGGUUUCUGAGAGGCUCUCUCGGUUUGACGCCACUGGUCAGAGACGUGUUCCUGGAGUCGACUUCAAGGCCGUGGAGUAUGAGAUGCUCAAUCGGACCCCUGCUUGGCUGUCCCUACGAAGAGGCACGGCUGGAGAUCAUACCCAAAGGGCUCUGGAGCUGUCCGAGCAGCUGCGCAGGAUGGGUGUGGUGGUGGUCGGGCCCAGCGGGGCCGGAAGUCCACCUGUGGAGGGGAUGCUGCGGGCGGCGCUGGGCCGGAUGGGCCGCGUGGUCAAACAGUACACCAUGAACCCGGGAAAGCCAUGCCCAACGCCAGCAGCUCCUGGGUUGGUGCGAGAGCCACAGGAGGUGAGCUCGUGGAUCAUAUGUGAUGGAGACAUUGAUCCGGAGUGGAUCGAGUCAUUAAACUCUGUGCUGGAUGAUAAUCGUUUACUCACGAUGCCUAGCGGUGAGAGGAUUCAGUUCGGCCCCAAUGUCAACUUCCUGUUUGAGACCCACGAUCUGAGCUGCGCCUCGCCAGCCACCAUCUCCCGCAUGGGCAUGAUCCUCCUCAGUGAUGAAGACACUGACGUGGGCUCUCUCGUGAAGUCGUGGCUGAAGAGGGAAGAUGAAGACAACAGGAUGAAUCUGGAGAACUGGCUCUCAAUGAUUAUUUCCACCAGCUCUGGACUGGGUUCCAAACAGGUUCUGAGUUGGGCCAGAGAAAGUCCUCCUGACCCCCGCAAGCCCCUGGACACGUACUACGACCCCGCGUCCGGCCGUCUGUGUGCGUAUGAGCUGCAGCGAGGGGAAGGUGUGUGUGUGGACGACCUCAGUAACCCACACAAUCUCCCCGUCAUACACACACCCGACACACAACGCGGACUCGACCUCUUCACCCCCCGGCUUCACAGGCAGCCGUUCCUGCUGACUGUCGCUGUGUGGUGUGUCAGGAUGCUCCUGCGCUGUGCGUUCUCUCAGCUCCGCUCCACGCAGGUGGCCGUGGUGCACUGCAGCGCUCAGACGUCCUCCCGUCACGUCCUGCAGAAGCUCUCGCACACCUGUCUGGUCAUCAGCUCCAACACGGGACGCGUGUACCGGCCCAAAGACUGCGAGAGGCUGGUGCUGUACCUCAAAGACAUCAACCUGCCCAAACCUGACAAGUGGGGCACCAGCAACCUCAUCGCCUUCCUGCAGCAGGUCUUGACAUAUCAGGGCUUCUAUGAUGAGAACCUGGAGUGGGUCGGACUGGAGAACAUUCAGAUUGUGGCAUCCAUGUCAGCAGGCGGCGCUGUGGGGCGGCACACACUCACGUCACGCUUCACCUCGAUCGUGCGGAUUUGCACCAUUGAUUAUCCAGACAGAAACCAGAUACAGAGCAACUGCAGUAAAUUAUCCGCUGUAGAUUCAGUGCUGGAGGUGGUGGCGUAUGAAGCCCGGCGUCUGUUCAGGGACCGAAUCGUGUCCUCUAAAGAUCUGAAUGUGUUUGAAAACAUCCUGUCCUCCGUCAUCAGGGGCGACUGGGGCUCGGAUGCACUCGACGACAUGACAGAUACGUAUUUUGUAACGUGGGCCGCGUCUCACGAGGGCCGUUCCCCUGGUCAGCCGCUCCCACCUCACGGCAAACCGCUCGGACGUCUCACCGCCGCUGACCUCAGUGAGAUUAUACACAAGGGAAUAGUUCUGUACGGCCGCGAUAAUUCGUGGAGCUGGACAUCCCUGGUUGUUUCGGAGGUUCUGGACUACAUGUGUCGACUGGACCGAGUCCUGAUCUCGGGCGGUCACUGCUGCUGGCGUGGUCAGAGCGGCGUCGGGCCGGGCGUACCGCUGCUACGUGUGGUCAGCCACAUGCACGGGCCUCUCUUCAGUCCCCCAAAAUCUCCCUCUCUCUACUCGCUGAAACACUUCAAAUCUGACCUGAAGACUGUCAUGCAGUCGGCCGCUGUGGACGGGCAGCAGGUUGUUCUGCUGCUGGAAGAUCAUCAGUUUGUUCAUCCUUCCUUCCUGGAGAUGGUCAACAGUCUGUUGUCCUCAGGUGAAGUUCCAGGUUUGUACUCCACUGAAGAGUUGGAGCCUCUUCUGUCAUCUCUGAAAGAUCAGGCAUCACAGGAUGGAUUCACCGGGCCAGUUCUCAACUAUUUCUCCCACCGCGUUCAGCAGAACCUCCAUGUGGUUUUGAUCCUGGACUGCACUAACGAGCACUUCACCAUUAACUGUGAGAGUAACCCCGCCCUCUACAGGAAGUGCUCGGUCCAGUGGAUGGAGGGCGGGCUGGUUCCGGACAAUCCCAGAGAUGCUGCUGUCAAGGAUGCUGUCAUGAUGGAAGCAGGUAAGACGACGCAGGAAAGAUGGAGAGACAAACAGGAAGAAGAAGAAGAAAUCUGGAUCUUCGUGCAACGCAGAGCUCUACCGCUCUUUCCUGGAAGCGAUUCACGGAGUCCGCGGUCGGGGAAUCUCGGAAGCCACGCUCUAGGCAAUAACCUGGAGCUUCCUGCAGGUGUUACCAGAACCAUCUACAGCUCAAACGGAAGAGCUCUGAACCCAACAAACAACAGCACCGGCAGGCCAACACCGCCAACGAUGCCAGAGCCAAGAGCUCAGGACCUGUAUGGCGGGCUGGCCAAGCUGAAUGAAGCCAAGGCAUUGGUGGAUGAGCUGAAGAGGCGUGCGGCCGAGCAGAGCGGCUUACUGAAGACCAAACAGGCCGAGGCUGACGCCGCCCUGCAGGAAAUCACCACCUCUAUGCAGCGACCAGAAGACAGAGAUGGAGAAGAUCAAAGAGAGGAUGGCACACUCCAGGUCUCCCAAGAUCAAGAGAGGAAGAAGAAAAAUAGACGCAGGAGCCCGAGGAGGUUCAGGCGUGGGGAACAUACCCCAGAGUCUCGUCAUCAGAGACGUCCUCUGCGCAUGCCGCCCGACGUCAUCAGAGACAUCCUGGAGGGGGUGCUGAGGCUCAUGGGAAUAUUUGACACGUCCUGGGUCAGCAUGAAGAGUUUCUUAGCCAAGCGAGGAGUGAGGGAAGACAUCACCACGUUUGAUGUGCGCAGCAUCACUCACGAAAUACGACAGAGCGUCGAGGAGCUGCUGCAGAGAAACAAGGCUUCGUUUGACCCCAAGAAUGCCAAGCGCGCGAGUGCAGCCGCCGCUCCUCUGGCCGCGUGGGUGAAGGCCAACGUCCAGUACUCACACGUCCUGGAGAAGAUCCAGCCGCUGGAGACGGAGCACGCGGGACUGAUGGAAAACCUCCGGAAGACGGAGAACCGUAAGAACAGGCUGGAAAAAGAGCUGAACUCGGUAGGAGAGAAAGUUCUGGAGCUGAAGGAGAAGUUUCAGUGUCGUACGACUGAAGCGGCUAAACUGGAGUCAGAGGUGAGCAGAGCACAAGAGACCAUCAGCGCAGCCGAGAAGCUCCUGCAGCAGCUGGACGGAGAACACACACGCUGGACCACACAGGUGGAUGAGAUCAGUGAGGAGCUGGACACUCUUCCUAAGAGAGCUCAACUGUCUGCUGCUUUCAUCACGUAUCUGCCUGCAGCUCCUGAAGACCAGCGGCGCAGCAGCCUCGACCAAUGGAUGAGCAGCUCAGGACUACAGAAGUUCGAUCUGCGACUUGCUGAGUUCUGAGGCUGCGAGCAGCUGAUCUGGAAGAGCCGAAGAACAUCAUUUUCCAGUGCUGAUCAACUCCUCUCUGGUCAUGUAACGACUCAGACCUAUGGCUCACCGUUCUCACACAGUGCCUGCUGCGAACGACAGGUAGAAUCCCGCCCAUCCAUGUGCCAAGAAGGAUCUCACGCUUUCAGCAGUGUUUGGGGGGUUCAGGCUGUUAGCGGCCGGAUCGCUUAUGUUGAGAUGUGGCGAUGGCAGCCUUUGCAUCUCAGAAAGCUUAUGGUCUCUGGCGUGGCGUCGGGCCGCUUCUCUGUAUCUUCGCUGACCCUGGUCCGCUCUUCUUAUUGCCCACUACCUCGGUGUUUAGUGAUCGACAGUAACCCAGCUCGUCUCGAGUUGAUCUUGCGUCUGUACGGAGAGACUCUGGAGUCUGAGCCCAUCUUACUGAUCAUCUCUGCCGGUGCGGAUCCGUCUCAGGAGCUCCUGGAACUCGCCAGUCAGAUACUGGCGAUGGGUCAGGGUCAGGCUGACGUGGCUCUACAGACGCUCAGAGAGUGUGUUCGCUCCGGUGAAUGGCUGUGCUUGAAGAACCUGCACCUGGUCACAGCGUGGCUCCCCCUGCUGGAGAAGGAGCUCAACAGUAUGAAGCCCAAAGCCGGCUUCAGAGUCUGGUUGACUGCUGAGGUUCAUGCAAAGUUCACUCCCAUACUGCUCCAGUCCAGCCUGAAGGUCACCUAUGAGGCUCCUCCAGGCCUCAAGAAGAACCUGAAGCGCACGUAUGAGUCCUGGAGCGCGGAGCAGAUCAGUAAAGGCGGUCACCUGACUCGAGCUCAGUCGCUCUUAUGUCUGGCCUGGUUCCACGCCGUGUGUCAGGAGAGACGCAACUACAUUCCACAGGGUUGGACGAAGUUCUACGAGUUCUCUCUAACAAAACUCGGCGGCCGCAUCGAUAACGUGUGCGACCUGCGAGUCCUUCGCUCCAACCCACAUCACAAUCAAAAAAACACACACCUCAUCGAUAACGUGUGCGACCUGCGAGUCCUUCGCUCGUACCUACAGCAGUAUUUUAACGCUCAGCUCCUCUCGCAGUCGCACACACACUCACGUGUCAAGAAAACACACACUUUCCCGGCUCAGAUAACCCUGCCCAACUCCUGCAGCAUAGCGGAUUAUCGUGCAGUGGUGGACGCUCUUCCUGAAGACGACAGACCCAGUUUCUUCGGCCUGCCUGCAAACAUUGAGCGCUCUGCACAGAGAAUCAUCAGCUCACAGGUGAUCUCUCAGUUGAGGAUUCUGAGCAGGUCUGUAGCAGCUGGCUCCAAAUUUGACAGAGAGAUCUGGUCUAAUGCACUCUCACCUGUGCUCAACCUCUGGAAACGCCUCAACCAGGGUUCCUCACUGAUCCAUCAGAAGGUGGCUCCCCCCAGCGAGGGCGUCGGCUCUCCCGUUCUCUCAUUCAUCCAGCUGGAGCAGUUUAAUGCGGUGCGAUUGGUCCAGAGCAUUCACCAUUCGCUGGCCUCGCUCAGUAAGGUCAUCAGAGGCACGUCCCUCCUGACCGCUGACGUACACAAACUGGCCACUGCGCUUCUGAACCAAGAGUGUCCGUUGAGUUGGCAGAAUAAAUGGGAAGGCCCUGAAGACCCGAUGCAGUAUUUGCGAGCCGUCGUGUCCCGAGCACUCGCGAUUCAGGGAUGGGUGGAGAGGGCCGAGAGGGGCGGACUGCUGUCGGAGAUGCUGGAUCUGUCGGAGCUCUUCCACCCGGACACUUUCCUGAACGCGCUGAGACAGGAGACCGCCAGGCUGAUGAGCUGCUCUAUGGACAGUCUGAAGUUUGUCACGUCCUGGAGGGGUCAGAUUGCUGAAGCUAAACUACAAGUGAAGGUUGGCGGCUUGCAGUUGGAAGGUUGUGUUUUUGACGGAAAGCGUCUGGCUGAGAGCCAUCACGACUCUCCCAGUGUGUCUGCCGUCCCUGCGUGUUACAUGGCCUGGAUCCCACAGAGCGCCGUGGGAAGUUAUUCUCCGGACGAGUGCAUCUCUCUGCCCGUGUACAGCAGCGCUGAGCGUCAGUGUGUGGUGACGAGCGUGCAGCUGCCGUGUGCUGGAGAUCAUGACACAUGGAUCCAGAGCGGAGCGGCGCUCUUCCUCAAACAGCAGUAACACACACACACACACUGGGGCGUUUAUAAUGUGAGCGCUUUAUAUGCUCACCCUACAUGUCUUUAGCUGCAUAUCGUGGUGUUUUUGUCAUGAU